This is a messenger RNA of Eimeria tenella, 723 nucleotides long. RefSeq lists its product as uncharacterized. The record is from RefSeq and is a predicted model, not a curated record. The transcript has a single exon. The coding region runs from base 1 to 723 and encodes 240 amino acids. Lineage: Eukaryota; Apicomplexa; Conoidasida; Eucoccidiorida; Eimeriidae.
AUGCUCAUUACAAUUGCGGGAAGCGCCUUAGCUGGCUACUUUUUCCGGAGAGACCGGCAGAGGUCCUCUGCUGCUCCUGGCCCGGCAGCAGCACCGGAGGCGGCAGCAGCAGCAGCUGCAGCAGCUGCUGCUCCAACUGCCGCAACACCUCCAGAAGCAGCAGCUGCAGCAGCAACUUUAACUAAGGAAGCCCACGGCGGGGGUCGUCAUCCCCAGGGGCCCCGUGAACAGGCAGCAUCGAGUGAGGCCUCUGCUGCAGCAGCCGAGGCGCAGCAACAGCAGCAGCAACAGCAGCGGCAGCAGCAGCAGCAGCCGCAGCAGCAAGAGCUGCGAAAAACCCGCUCACGAGGCCGCCGAAGGCAGCCCAUCCAAAAGCUGCACCGUGCCGUGCAGCGCCCGCUGCUUCCUGCUGCUGCUGCUACGCAGACCCUGCAGCACCAGGAGCUGCAGCCAGAGCAACAGCAGCAGCAGCAGCAGCAACAGCAGCAGCAGCCGAAGCAGCAGCUCACAGAAGCUGACAGGCGAAGACAGCAGCAAUUUUCUGACUUCCUCUCGAACGUCUGCCCAUCUAAAGCGCCGCAGCAGGAAAGGCGGGAAAAGCAGCAGCAGCAGCAGCAAAAGCCACAGCAGCAGCAGUUGCAGCCGCAGCAGGAAGGCGCUGCACUGGGGCCCAGCAGCAGCAGCAGGAGGCCAAAGCAGCGAAAGCAGGAGCACAAGAAGUAG